This is a messenger RNA of Saxophila tyrrhenica, 3810 nucleotides long. RefSeq lists its product as uncharacterized. Bases 1 to 3810 code for a protein of 1269 amino acids. Lineage: Eukaryota; Fungi; Ascomycota; Dothideomycetes; Mycosphaerellales; Extremaceae. The transcript has a single exon. Gene Ontology annotation, molecular function: ferrous iron binding; cytosine C-5 DNA demethylase activity. Gene Ontology annotation, biological process: DNA alkylation repair; DNA repair. The record is from RefSeq and is a predicted model, not a curated record.
AUGGCUAUCAAUCAUUCCGACUACUCGACUGGCUCGAUGCGAGUUCUUGCCAGGACCAUCCGCAAGUCGUACGUCGAGCCCACUGCUGAGGAAGCCGAUCAACUUCUCGAGGCCGACAAUAUGCUGCCGAAAAGCCAGAAGAAGACCACCCCGGCGGCAAAAAAUGACAAAGCUGCCGCGAAGCCAAAGGCAGCUCCGAAGCCACGGAAGACUCCGAGAACGAAGGCUACCCCCAGGGCCAAAGCACCUACGAAGGCGAAAUCUGCUCCCAAGGCGCAAGGUGAAAUCGUAACGGAGUCAUCGGUCGAGCCAAAGACCCCAGCCUUCUCGGAAGUGGUCUCGCCACAAGUCAUGGCGCUUCUGAAGAAGGAGAUCGAUCUCCAGAAAAUCGAUCUCCGGAAAAGGAAAGCAGAGGAUGAGCUGAAAGAUUCGAUCGGAUCAUCUGCCUCAAAGAGACAGAAGCGUACGACUACCGUUGCGCCCGAAGGCAGCAGCAAGGAUGCGAGUGCGCCGCUGGACCCAGCCACAGACUCUCCGAGUGCUCCUGCUACCUCCGACCAAGACACAACCUCACCGGACGCAGAGACACUGCCAACCGAGCCAUCUGCAAUCGAGGUGCCCUCUGGAGAUGAGAUCGUUGUCACUCCAAGGCGUCGCACAACCGACGAUGCCGACUCAAAUCAGCAGGCCGAAACCCGAAACGACUCCGCAGCAGAGCCAGCCGUUGGCAGCGACCCCACUUCGACAUCGACACUAGAAGCGACGGUCGAAGCUCCGGGAGCAGACUCAAGAUUUGGAGUCAAUGUCGCCGUGCCAAAUGCGGUGGGCUAUCUACAGCAAGACCGGAACACUCCUGCGCCGGAGGAUGUGCGCUCCAUGCUUCCGAGGGCUGAGUCGAACAUUGACAUGGACGCGGGCGAAAACGGUUCAAUCGAUUCAGGCCCAUUGUCGCCAGCUCUGUCAGUCUCGGUGCUCCAUGAGAAGGGCUUGGACCGAUCUGCUGCACUGGUAGCUGCAAGCCGCCAAUCAGUGGCGAUGCCAGACAAGGCAUUGCCUAGCAGUCCCGGGCUUGAGCUCAGUACCCCUGUGCGGCCAGCACGCAAACAGAAGACGCAGACGCAGCUGCCGACUCCGCCGUCAACAAUCGGGCCAGCCAAAGCAGGCGGCCGCGCGCUAAGGGCCCGCAAGUCUAUUGGGGUCACUGAAAAACCUUCUGUCGAGGACGAGGACGAUCCGGCGUUUCAAGCCACCACGCCAGACUCGCCGGAAACACCAGAAACCCCGCCAGAUGCAGACGACAACGGCUCUGCUUCGGAUUCUGAGGAUUUUGAGCCCGUCGCGAAGCGAAAGCCGGCACGCAAGAAUGUCCGGAAGGAACCUGCCACCGACAAGACUGCCACUGGCAGAGUAACAAAGCCGGCGGCUCCACGCAAGACUCAGCGGAAGUCGACAACCACUCCACGUCCGCCGAAACAAACUCCAACGCCGGCAAAGGAGAAUGGCAAAGCUCCUCGGAAGCCAGCUCGCGGUAAGGCGGUCCCGAAACAGACAGAGUCUUUGCUGGUCAGACUGCCGAUACCUUCUGCCCGGAGGCAAGGCAGAUUCUCGGCAACUUCUACCUGGCUUGAUGUUGCUGUCGACCCUACUCUGCUUUCGGUGUCCAAGAAGCUGAUGCAUCGGGAGACUCUGCAUGAGAAGCCGAUGGCAGGAGGCGUCCCGCGGGUGUGGGCAGAGUCCCGACAAGCGCUCUGUGAGACCCUGCCGUACUUCAAGAAGCCGCAGGGUGGCUGUUAUUCAAACGAUGGACACGUCUACGGCUUCUUGUUCGAUGGCAUGGGACACUGCCGCGAGUACCUUGACGGCGAUGUGAUCAUUUGUCGAGCAGGUGGCAGUAUGGAGGUUGAGUCUAGCGGGGGCAUGGCUCAAAAGCAGGACCAGAGUCUCAGUCACUCUCAGCCCAAGUCGAUCCUCAAUGACAUAAAGCACCAAAACCCGCUCAUCGUCAUCUGCGGUAACCGAAACGAAGCCGCUCCGGUCAAAAUGCCACACCAGUACUGCGUGCUUGGUUGGUACAAACCAACGAUGGUCUGGUCGGAGAAGACUCGCGGUAGCAAGAACAACAUCUGGAUGACAGUCAAGUAUCGUCUGGAACGGCUCAACCGAAAGAAGCCGGCGUGGUUUUCGCCUGUUGCUACGAUAGAAUCGCAGCUGCAGGCGGCGGCUCUGCCGGCCACUGUUUCGGCUUCGACUGAAGCUUCAUGUUUGAGCUGCCAGCAAACUUACCAUCAGGUCUACUUGCGAGGGUGGAUCUGCUUGAACGCCGACUGCGACCAGUUCUGGAAGUGGAACGGCGUGGACGUGCCGUACGGCAAGGAGGGUCUUGAGUACCAUCCGGCGUUUCUCUUGCACGAGUCGGGACUCUGGAAGAGCGAGGACGACUCUGAAGAGCCUGAGCCUUGCGACCUCAGGCCGCCAGUGCCAGACGUGGGCAACAUCAUUGGCGACAACAUCCGUAGGGUCAACACCCGUGGUAUUUGCUGCCCGAAAUGUGGUCGUUGCAGCCCCAGACGGUUCUUCAAGGGCUGGGUCUGCGAGAACUCCGCAUGCGACUUUCGAUUGUUUCCGCAGCAUCGCCCGGUCGCUCCGCACAUGCUUCACACCCCAUGGGACAAUGCACCCACCCUGCUUCGCAACGGCGCUGCGACUCUGGAGCCUGAGAAGGGUACGCGGGGCGUCAAUAUCUCCAUCAAGUAUGCGUCAGGCUACAAGAUUGCCACUUACACUUUCGAUGGCAUCGAUGGUUGCUUCGUGCAUGCUGCAGCGACACAGCCGGUGUUGCGAGAAGAAGGCACUGGACCUGAUGCCAUGUUCGCGGCAAUCCAACAGGUCGACAUGGGGCUAGAGCGACGGGUCUUCGCGGUGAAGAAGAAUUCAAAAGGCCAGGAUGCGUUGAAGAACGCUGCACAAGUCAAGAAAGCCGCAGUCUCUGCGCUACCAACUCCGCCAGGGGAUGACGAGCCUGAGGAAGCCGACGAGGAGGUUGCAGGUCCGACGAACGGCGAGGCCUACGUUUUCGAGGACGGUGAUCUAAUGACAGCCUUCUCGAUGAACUACGGCAUGCCGUACAAGUUUGUUGCGACCGGCGCAAGCAAGCCGUUCAGUGAGGCACCAUGGCCCGUCAUCGAAUGUCGCCGUCGCUUGAACUGGGCCCAGCGUGCUUUCCUUGAAAAGGAUGCGCAUGAAGACCUGAACGAGGAGCUCAUCUUCACCUACUUUGAAGGGCAGAAGAUUGAGUACCACGACGAUGGCGAAGAAGGUCUCGGGCCACGAAUUGCAACACUUUCACUUGGCGGCAGAGCCAAGAUGCACCUUCGGAUGAAGCAGAAACACUUCAACGGCUGCUCAAAGACAGGCAUCUUCACCGAGGAGGAACCGCUGGCAGGUGGCGUCUUUGGACCGGACAUGGACGCCAAACGCCACGCCGCCUGGGAAGAGCUGCAACAGCUGAAAAGCAAUGGGCCAGCGUACACCAAACGACGGAAGGAGCUGCCCAAGGAGCUCGGGCUUGUCGGCAAGGGCAGUCAGAAGGUCGCCCCAGAUUUGGUGACUGUCACCCUCAGCCACGGCGACAUUAUCCUCAUGGAGGGGUACGACAUCCAGAGGUACCUCGAACAUAAGGUCGUGCCCGCGGACUGCCUGCGCUUCGCUCUGACUUGUCGGACGGUUCUGGAGGGCCAUCUCAAGGAGCACGAGAAGCCGGAGUAUGCGGUGGAGGUCGAUCCAGUGGUGUACGAAGGGCCGAAGCUUUGA